Messenger RNA from Phyllopteryx taeniolatus (common seadragon), 8480 nucleotides. It is a transcript of the gene ppcdc, whose product is annotated as phosphopantothenoylcysteine decarboxylase. Gene Ontology annotation, biological process: coenzyme A biosynthetic process. NCBI's taxonomy places the organism in Eukaryota, Metazoa, Chordata, Actinopteri, Syngnathiformes, Syngnathidae. Gene Ontology annotation, molecular function: FMN binding; phosphopantothenoylcysteine decarboxylase activity. The transcript is spliced from 5 exons. Gene Ontology annotation, cellular component: phosphopantothenoylcysteine decarboxylase complex. The coding region runs from base 89 to 745 and encodes 218 amino acids. The record is from RefSeq and is a predicted model, not a curated record.
GGAAGUGAAGACGGUUGGAAAGAAUCAAUAGAAGUAGCAACCAAUCCCUAAGGUAGAACGAUUGUUUCACUUGCGGCAGUAAGCAAAGAUGCAGACGGAUGAUGAUGAUGAUGAUGAUGAUGAUUCUCAUCAUUCUCAUUCUCAUUCUCCAAACGACUUGGUGAAGACUUCCGGGAGUUUUUGCGUGCUCGUUGGAGUGACUGGGAGCGUUGCUGCCCUGAAACUUCCUCUUUUGGUCUCUGAACUUCUUCAACUCCCAGGGGUGGAUGUAAGAGUGGUCACCACUGAACAUGCACAGCACUUCUAUAACCCCGAAGAGGUUUCAGUAAAGGUUUAUAGUGACAAAGAUGAGUGGGAGAUGUGGAGUGAGAGAUCUGACCCAGUGCUACACAUUGAGCUCAGGCGCUGGGCAGACCUGCUCAUCAUCGCCCCCCUAGAUGCAAACACGCUUGGAAAGAUUGCUAAUGGCAUUUGUGACAACCUGCUGACGUGUGUGGUGAGAGCCUGGGAUACUAGUCGCCCCCUCCUCUUCUGCCCUGCGAUGAACACUUCUAUGUGGCAGCAUCCCAUCACAGCCCAGCAAGUACACAGGCUGAAAGAGUUUGGCUAUGUGGAAAUCCCCUGCAUUGCAAAGAAGCUGGUGUGUGGAGACAAAGGCAAAGGCGCCAUGGCGGAGGUGUCGACUAUCAUCACCGUUAUCAAGCAGUACCUUCAGCAAACCAGUGAGCCAUCUCCACAAACAUGAACAGCAGAGCAGGCAACACUUUCACUGACUUGUAUCGUUUCACCGAAGCAAGACGUCUUUGUUUGUUACUUCCUCUUUUUACUCACUGGUGGUGUUGUUUUUUUCUUAGUUUUUUUUUUACACGCUGCCUGGCCAAAGCAAUGCCAGAAUACAGCCAUCCAUCCAUUUUCUGUACCACUUAUCCUCACAAGGGUUGCACGUGAGCUGGAGCCAAUCCCAGCUGACUUUGGGUGAGGGGCGGUGUACACCUUGAACUGGUCGCUAGCCAAUCACAGGGCACAUAUUAACUAACAAUCGUUCACGCUCACAUUCAGACCUACGGAGCAGAGAAUCGUGAGGAGAACAUGCCAACUCCACAGACAAUUGCCGAAUAAAGCCCAAUGAAGUUAUUUUUCCUCAUAGAUUCAAUGUCAUUCAAAAGAAAUUUGACAGUUUAAGUUAAGAUGAAAGUCACUGAUGGUGUCGUGGAACACUCGCCUGACUUUGGUGUGGGCAGUGUGGGUUCAAUUCCCACUCAGUGACGGUGUGAAUGUGAGUGCCAAUGGUUGUCCGUGUCUAUAUGUGCCCUCCGAUUGACUGGCGACCAGUUCAGGGUGUAGUUCGCCUUUCGCCCGAAGUCACCUGGAAUAGGCUCCAGCGCCCCACGACCCUGAGCAUGAUAAGUCUGUUGAAAAUGGAUGGAUGGAAGUUAAGACAACAUUAUUAUUGGAACCUGAGAAUUGGAACCUUUAUCUGCUAUCAGUUGGGGCGUAACUCAGUCCUUACCUCCCUAAACGACCUAACGCGCCCACUUGUCAGCACACAGAGUUGCAUUGUUGAUUUCUGUACAUGGGAGUAGCAAUUGUGCCGGAUAACUGCUGAUGCAAACAAAGACUCUCAAAUUCUUAUAUAGUGGAGGAGGGGCAACUCAUGCAGACUAGCCGCCUACCACUCAAGCUGUUGACUCUCAGAAAUGUAUCUAAUUUUGAUGCGGCUUUGGAUCUGCCAGACCUCUUUCCGUCAGUUUCCCCCCAUUUUCUGAGCGCCUUUUGAUGCAGAAACAGACUGUACUCACUGUCAUCUUGACUUUCUUUGGAAUUUCUCUGUAGAAAGACUGCCGCUUAUGUGUUUUGAUGGUCUGUCUGUCUUGUCUCCCUUUCAUUUUCAAUGAACCUUUUCUUGUAUUGUUUAUAGCAACACUACACUACUGUUCCAAUAGUGGCUGUGAAUAUUCUCAUUCAUUCAGGUCAUGCGUGCCUCUAUUUUAGGGAAUUCUUUCUACACUAACAUGCGGGCUACAGCUGUCCGAUCUAGCCUUGGUGUAUGAACUGAUGAAACCUGCUCAGAUGACAACUGAAACAUCUUCUAAGACAAACAGAACCGUGCAUCCAAUCCAUCCAUUUUCUGAGCCGCUUCUCCUCACUAGGGUCGCGGGCAUGCUGGAGCUAUCCCAGCUAUCACCGGGCAGGAGGCGGGGUACACCCUGAACUGGUUGCCAGCCAAUCGCAGGGCACAUACAAACAAACAACCAUUCGCACUCACAUUCACACCUACGGGCAAUUUAGAGUUGUCAAUUAACCUACCAUGCAUGUUUUUGGGAUGUGGGAAGAAACCGGAGUGCCCGGAGAAAACCCAUGCAGGCGCGGGGAGAAGAUGCAAACUCCACACAGGCGGGGCCGGGGAUUGAACCCCAGUCCUCAGAACAGUGAGGCAAACGCUCUAACCUGUUGGCCACCGUGCCGCCCAGAACCGUGCAAUUGCUAUUUAAUGCUCUUCAAAUUUUCAAAUAAUUCUUACUAGGGAAUUGUACCACAGUGUUCCAAAACUACUGUUAUGCAGACAGAGGGUGUUGUAAGUAGACAAGUUGGCACACUUGUAGGAAUUGGUAACACCAACUUUCAAGGCUUAAUCAGCAUCCAUUGCUGCAGAACAGCUUUGAGUUAUUAACCCAUGUCUUGUUAACUUAAAAAGCCUUUUGUAUAAUUCUGAAAUUCACAUUAUUUUUCCGUUUUGGUUAACCUUGCCUGUUUGUUUAACCCCUGGCAGUUUACCACUGACCUUUAUACAAUUUCAAGCUAUUCAUUUGACUUGAACUGCUCGACUUUCAAAACAAAACUUGAGAAAUUGGGAUGUUCUAAAACGUUUGACCAGUAAUUACAUCAGCUCCACAGCCAAUCGCUUAUCUCUGAACGUGACUAUGUACAGCCUGUGUUAUAAACUUGUUUAACACUUGGCUCCUCACUAUAACUAUUGAUCAGUGUAUGUUCUGUGCAAUUAUAAUAUUUGCCAUUGGUUGUUUAUAGAUUGCAUGCUGUGAUAUAAAUGAUUCGGUUCCUGUCAUGCACACGUUCUUAUUUCAUUUGGUGGCAGAAAGUCAACACAAAGAAUUUGCUUCAGACAGACCGCAUGCAGUUCAAGACAAUUAAUGACAACAGGGUCAUUAUUUCACUCCCCGCAUAUCUGGAGCUAGUUCCCAAACUCUGCAGCUGAAGGCUGUGGUUCAUUUCCAAGAAUUAAUUAGUUUACUACGCUUUUAUUGACUUAAAAGAAGGUUCUGUACAGCAUGAGUGAAAUGAUAACGAGUGUCUUUAGGCUUUUUUUUUUUUUUGUCUGUGGAAGUAAAACAUGCUUAUUUUACUCAAAAAUGGCUCGUCAUGCAAUAAUAUGCAUCAUCUCGACUUUAUUUAUAGAACACUAACAUCAAGUGCACCUAAUAAUAGUUAAUAAACAAAUAAUAUCAAUUUAUUUGUUUAUUAGAUAAGAUAAAUAUUUUCUGAUUAAAAUAGACACACAGAUCUCCUUUUUACGUUGGGAUACAGGAAUUCCAAAGUUUUAUUCCCUCUUGUUGCACAGUCGACAUGUUGGGUGAAGUUGUUUGUCAAUGAGAGAAAGGAACAUGAUUGGAGCAGCCACUGUGCGGUAUGAGAGUGCCCGGAUGUUGAUAUUAUAAUCUUGCAAUUACAGCGUGCGUGACAUUACUCAUGUUUGAUGCAAGCUGAAGUUUGAAUGUAAGCAAACUGUAGUUUUCCAAAAGCCCUAGUUCGUCCGUUGUGGAUUAACAAUGGUUCAAAUCCCCUCUCCCGUUUUAAUCCUCUCCACUUCUUUUCAGCCCCGGUCGGCUCUCGUCCCUCUGCGUACCGUUUCUCCUUCGGGAUGCAUUUCUCGCCGAGUGGACCGCAGCCGACUCCAUGUUGGGGCGAAACUCCCUGCAGUUGUAGCAUCGUAGACAAACGGUGUUCUCGGCUCAAAAAAUAUCACAGCUAAAACGUUGUAAUAGUGCACACGGUUUAGCAUGACGCAAAAACAAUUAAGGUUGCAAAGUGUUAAGUACAGUAAUGCCACCCAUCGCAGGGGUUACGUUCCAGAACACCCCUGCAAAAGGUGAAUUCCGCGUUAUAGAAACACUGUACCCUAUUUACACCCUCGGCAUGUUUCCAGCAUUUACGGAAUUUAAUUUUUUUAAAGGUCUUUAAAACAAUACAAACACGCUUAAACAAACCGUAUAAGGGGAGAGAGCAAAAGCAGUCAAAUAUUGUACAAACAGUAUAAAAAAAGUAGUCACUACUGUAAUAAUACUUGGCAAAAAAAUCUGCAAUAUAGCAGAACCAUGAAGCGUAAACUGUGUUAUAGUGGGGAUACUGUAAAAGAGAAAGUUAACUAAGCUGUUAUAAACACCUGACGAUUCAAGGGUGCACGCAACAAUACAUUCCGAUAUUCUCCACUAAAGAAUGUCACAGCUAAAACAUUGUAUUGUUCAAAAUGGGUUAGCAUGAGGAAAAAACACUAACUGAUUAAAAUAAGAGGAUGGAAAAGUACAAAUAAACGAGAAAGCAUCUACAGCGUCUGUGUCUGCUGACUCGCAGACGCCUCUUUCAUCUAUUUUUGACAUUAAAUGUUUGUGUUUAUCCAGCCAUCUACUUCAACAUUUUAUUGUCUUAGGGCAGACGCCUUUGAGGCUACAUUUAUGUGAUACAAAUGAGUUGAAACGGAAAAUUUAAUAGAAUGUAGUCACUGCACAGUCGCUCACAUCAAAUCGUCAGCUGACAUUUCCUGGACUGGCACACUAUUUAAUGUAGACAGAUGGAUCUUUUCACAAAUGUAGUCACAAAAGAAUGAAUUUCGUCGUUCAGAUGAAUUUAGGUGAAAGGACAAGCCCCCCCUCCCCCCCUUUUUUUUUUUAAACAGUUUUAAGUAUCAUAGGUGAAAAGUGAUGGAACCUAUUCCAGUUCUCCUCCCGGGAUCGUAAUGAAAACAAGCCACCUCGAAAUAUAGUGACAGCUGCAAGUAAAAAAAGAGUUGAAAUAUAAAUAUUGAAAGCUGAGGUGGGUGAGCUUUUAUGCUCAAGGGCCACAUUUAAAUUUAAAAAUGGACAGAUGGUCCAGUUCAUUAGUAGAAAGAUGGGGAGGAAAAGUAAAAAUUUGCAAAACUUUCUUUUUUUUAAUUUCCUUUAUAGUUAAUUUAGUAAAUAAUUAACCACUUAUUUAAUCAAAUUAAUGAAUUGUGAUAAAAUUGUUUAUUUUACAUACAGUGGGUAUGUAUUCAGUAUUCAGACCCCCUUAAAUUUUUCACUCUGUUACAUUGCAGCCAUUUGUUAAAAUUAUUUAAGUUCAUUUUUUUCCCUCAUUAAUGUACACACAGCACCCCAUAUUGACAGAAAAAAAUAUAAUUUUGCAGAUUUAUUAAAGAAGAAAAACUGAAAUAUCACACAGCCAUAGGUAUUCAGACCCUUUGCUCAGUAUUUAGUAGAAGCACCCUUUUGAGCUAAUACAGCCAUGGGUCUUUUGGGGGUUUUCACACCUGGAUUUGGGGAUCCUCUGCCAUUCCUCCUUGCAGAUCCUCUCCAGUUCUGUCAGGUUGGAUGGUGAACGUUGGUGGACAGCCAUUUUCAGGUCUCUCCAGAAAUGCUCAAUUGGGUUUAAGUCAGGGCUCUGGCUGGACCAUUCAAGAACAGUCACGGAGUUGUUCUCAAGCCACUCCUUCGUUAUUUUAGAUGUGUGCUUAGGGUCAUUGUCUUGUUGGAAGGUGAACCUUCGGCCCAGUCUGAGGUCCUGAACACUCCGGAGAAGAUUUUCGUCCAGGAUAUCCCUGUACUUGGCCGCAUUCAUCUUUCCUUCGAUUGCAACCACUUGUCCUGUCCCUGCAGCUGAAAAACACCCCCCACAGCAUGAUGCUGCCACCACCAUGUUUCACCGUUGGGACUGUAUUGGACAGGUGAUGAGCAGUGCCUGGUUUUCGCCACACAUACCGCUUAGAAUUAAGGCCAAAAUGUUCUGUCUUCGCCUCAUCAGACCAUCCAUCCAUCCAUUUUCUGUACCGCUUUAUCCUCACAAGGGUCGCGGGCGUGCUGGAGCCUAUCCCAGCUGUCUUUGUGUGAGAGGCGGGGAACACCCUGAACUGGUUGCCAGCCAAUCGCAGGGCACAUAUAAACAAACAACCAUUCGCGCAUACAUUUACACUUAAGGGCAAUUUAGUCUUCAAUCAACCUACACUCAUCUGACCAGAUAAUCUUAUUUCUCACCAUCUUGUAGUCCUUAGUGCUUUUUAGCAAACUCCAUGCGGCCUUUCAUGUGUCUUGCACUGAGGAGAGGCUUCCGUCGGGCCACUUCACCAUAAAGCCCCGACUGGUGGAGGGCUGCAGUGAUGGUUGACUUUCUAGAACUUUCUCCCAUCUCCCGACUGCAUCUCUGGAGCUCAGCCACAGUGAUCUUUGGGUUCUUCUUUACCUCUCUCACCAAGGCUCUUCUCCCCCGAUUGCUCAGUUUGGCCGGACGGCCAGCUCUAGGAAGGGUUCUGGUCGUCCCAAACGUCUUCCAUUUCAGGAUUAUGGAGGCUACUGCGCUCUUAGGAACCUUAAGUGCAGCAGAAAUAUUUUUCUAACCUUGGCCAGAUCUGUGCCUUGCCACAAUUCUGUCUCUGAGCUCAUCAGGCAGUUCCUCUGACCUGAUUCCUUUGACCUGAUUCUCAUUUGCUCUGACAUGGACUGUGAGCUCUAAGGUCUUAUAUAGACAGGUGUGUCGCUUUCCUAAUCAAGUCCAAUCAGUAUAAUCAAACACAUCUCGACUCCAAUGAAGGUGCAGAACCAUCUCAAGGAUUAUCAGAAGAAAUGGACAGCACCCGAGUUAAAUAUAUGAGUGUCACAGCAAAGGGUCUGAAUACUUAAGGCUGUGUGAUAUUUCAGUUUUGGCUUUUAUUCAUUUGCUUUCUGAAAUGUAAACGUGUUUCACAAUUUGUUAUAUUGUUUUGCACUUCCAACCCACUGUAAAAAAAAACACUGAAAUAACACUACAAAUCUAAUGGUGACAUGGAACUUUGUUUUAAAAUCUGUCCAAAAACGUUCUCAUUAGUACGCUCAUAACAGUCAAUUGGGGCUCUGGGAAAUAGACACAAGGAUGACCACCAUCAGUGUACCGCACAUGAUGAGUCCAAAAGUAGUAUGCCUGAGAAGAGAAACAUAGAAAUAGUGAUGGGUGGGCACUGCUAUCGGGCCGAUACCGGCCUUAUUUCAAGGUAUCAGGUACUCCUGAAGGCUGCCGACACCAACCACUGUCACUUAAGGCAAAACAAAUCUGACAUUGAUUAAGUCCUCCUCAUCAAGAGUUGGCGCUACAACGCUGCGGUUUGACACUGUGGCAACUCGUGUGCGUCAGAAAGAGUCUUUUUAUUGUAUUUUAUUGAUUUAUUUAUUUUUUACACAAUUAUCUGUCAUUGUGUUAAUUUAAAUUCUAUGUAUCAAAAGUACUAGUGUGGUAUCGGAAUUUGGUAUUGUAUAUUUUAUCCUUGUUUUUUUAUUAAUUUUAUGCCUUUUGGAUUAAAGCUAGAGUUUACAUGGGCAAAAAGAGGGGGAAAAUUUGUGGCGUCGUCACUGGGUGGUCGGGAGAGGAUGUUUUGGGCUGUCCAUUCUUCAAGGAGAGCUUGAGGUAAGUUCACGUACUUUUAAUACCGUUAGCAAGCAGGCAACAUAACACUAUGUAGCUAGCUAGUGGUCGCACUAACGUUUGUAUGUAAACAAUAUGCUGGCGUUCUGUCGAUUCAUGCGCUAAAGUUUCGGUAAACAUUGGUUUGUGCGUGUUAACAAAUGUCGACAAUGGCGAGCUAGGACGCGAUGCACCAUUUCAAGACGCAAAGCUAUUGGUCGACGUCAAGGUGCGCUGUCGGAGGGUUGUCGUUCACACUACACAUAAGAUCUCUAAAAAAAAAUAAUAAUAACAUGCGCGACUUUUCAUUUUGGCAUCGUAGGACCAAAUCGUUGAUUGUGCGUUCUGUCUUUCCCGACAAAAUGUCGGGCCCAAUCUGGGAAAUUGCCCACAAUAGCAAAUCAGGUAGAUUCUGGGGCAAAAAUCCUGUAGUCUGAUCCAGGCAGAUGGAAACUCUUAAUGAGACACUAAUAGAAAAAGAUGAAUGACCCCAGGUACAAUAAUUGUUGUGUUUCUUGGCCAGUUAAUUAAUGUCUGACACCAUUACAAGUUAAUGACUAAUAAAUGACUACAUCUUGGACAUAAUUGGAAACAUCUGGACACACAAAAUAUUAGGUUUGCUCAGUAAAAUCUAAUUACCUAGUUAUUUUGGGACACAAUUAAAGACCAGGCCCGCCCAGAAUAUUAGAUUAUCUUGGUUCUGAGCAAUCAGAGAAGAGGGUUAUGUCCAGGAGAUGAUACAAAAGCAAGUGCUUUGCUCAGUUGAGACCAGUGCCUUGUUGAAUGGACCAAUUGCUCUCUGAUUUGUUCUAUUUUAAAUAAAUCCAUCUGUGACCAGCUCA